Molecule: messenger RNA, 570 nt
Organism: Sinocyclocheilus rhinocerous
Lineage: Eukaryota; Metazoa; Chordata; Actinopteri; Cypriniformes; Cyprinidae
Product: heat shock 70 kDa protein-like
Exons: 3
Coding region: 142-570 (142 amino acids)
Molecular function (GO): ATP-dependent protein folding chaperone; ATP binding
Source: RefSeq, a predicted model, not a curated record
AUUCCAUCAGGUCGCCGUGUACUUCAGGAGAGAUCUGACUUACUGCGGAAAGAGAGCUAUAACGAAGUGAACUAUCCAAGCAACGAGCCACAGUUACGCCUGAAAGAAUUCAUACAAGGUAGACAUACAAAGAAAUCCAACAUGUCAUCUGCAAAAGGAGUUGCUAUUGGGAUUGACCUGGGCACCACCUACUCCUGUGUGGGGGUGUUUCAGCAUGGAAAAGUGGAGAUCAUCGCCAAUGACCAGGGAAACAGAACAACACCCAGCUAUGUUGCCUUCACAGACACUGAGAGGCUCAUUGGAGAUGCAGCUAAAAACCAGGUGGCCAUGAACCCCAACAACACCGUGUUUGAUGCUAAGAGGCUGAUUGGCAGAAAGUUUGAUGACCCAGUUGUGCAGUCUGACAUGAAGCACUGGUCUUUCCAAGUCGUCAGUGAUGGAGGGAAGCCGAAAGUUCAAGUUGAAUACAAAGGAGAAAGCAACUGUAUCAGGGAGGGAUGCCAGCUGGAGGCUGUGGAACUCAGGCACGUGGAGCAUCAGGGGCCGUUCACUCCAUUUUGCUACUGUUAA